Dipodomys ordii (Ord's kangaroo rat) is the source of this 2661-nucleotide messenger RNA. RefSeq names its product collagen, type IX, alpha 3 (gene Col9a3). NCBI's taxonomy places the organism in Eukaryota, Metazoa, Chordata, Mammalia, Rodentia, Heteromyidae. The transcript is spliced from 31 exons. The record is from RefSeq and is a predicted model, not a curated record. The coding region runs from base 1 to 2208 and encodes 735 amino acids.
AUGGCCCGAGCACCCACCCUGGUCCUGCUGCUGCUGGGGCGGCUCCUGGCGGCCACCACGGCCCAGGUGAGUGCGGCCCAGGUGAGCGCGGCCCAGGUGAGCGUGGCCCUGGAGCGCAGGUCCCAUCUGGCAAAGGGCGGGCACACGGGGUUGGGACCAGGGACCUGCGUGGUGCCGCACAGCCCAAGCGGCCAGAGCUGCCCUUGCUCCUUCCCACUACCUGGAACCAGCCCCGGCCGGGGCUGCCCACCGCCCUGGACUGUCCCUGCUCGUGUCCCCACUGCCCCGAUCCCCCGGGACACUGGGAGCAGGCUCAUCACGGUCCACCGGACGGGCGUGGGGAUGAGCCAGGCUGCCCACCUGCCCCUGCCCCGCUGGAAAAUGGGACCUCGAGGCCCCCCUGGCCCCCAAGGGCCCCCUGGGAAGCCCGGCAGGGACGGCAUCGACGGAGAAGCUGGCCCUCCAGGCCUACCCGGGUCCCCGGGGCCAAAGGGGACUCCAGGAAAACCAGGAAGACCAGGAGAGGCGGGCCUGCCCGGCCUGCCCGGCGUGGAUGGUCUGACAGGGAGAGAUGGACCCCCUGGACCCAAAGGUGCUCCUGGAGAGCGGGGCAGUCUGGGACCCCCAGGACCACCUGGGCUGGGGGGCAAAGGCCUUCCAGGACCCCCCGGAGAGGCGGGCGUGAGCGGCCUUCCCGGUGGGAUUGGCCUGCGAGGCCCCCCGGGACCCUCUGGACCCCCAGGCCUGCCCGGACCCCCAGGCCCUCCCGGACUUCCCGGCCACCCUGGGGUCCUCCCGGAAGGCGCCGGUGACUUGCAGUGCCCUGCCAUCUGCCCACCCGGCCCGCCUGGGCCCCCAGGAAUGCCGGGGUUCAAGGGGCUGACAGGCUACAAAGGAGACCAGGGAGAAGUGGGCAAAGACGGAGAGAAGGGUGACCCAGGGCCCCCCGGACCUGCUGGCAUCCCAGGCACCGUGGGGCUACAGGGACCCCGAGGAUCGCGAGGACUGCCCGGGCCUCUCGGGCCCCCUGGUGACCGGGGUCCCAUUGGGUUCCGAGGGCCCCCCGGGGUCCCAGGAGCACCUGGGAAAGUGGGUGACAGAGGUGAGCGAGGCCCAGAAGGUUUCCGUGGCCCCAAGGGUGACCUUGGCAGACCUGGUCCCAAAGGACUCCCCGGCGUGGCGGGGCCGGGCGGAGAGCCGGGCAUGCCAGGCAAGGAUGGCCGGGACGGCGUGCCAGGACUGGACGGCGGGAAGGGAGAGGCCGGGCGCAACGGUGCCCCGGGAGAGAAGGGUCCCAACGGGUUGCCGGGCCUUCCUGGACGAGCAGGCUCCAAAGGGGAGAAGGGAGAGAUGGGCAGAGCCGGAGAGCUGGGUGAAGCUGGCCCUUCCGGAGAGCCAGGCGUCCCCGGGGACAUGGGCGUGCCCGGGCAGCGAGGCGAGGCUGGCCACAGGGGCUCUGCGGGGGUCCUUGGCCCACAAGGCCCUCCGGGGGCCCCUGGCGUCCGCGGCUUCCAGGGCCGCAAGGGCAGUGUGGGCGAUCCCGGCCUUCCCGGCCCCCAGGGCCUCCGCGGUGACGUGGGUGACCGGGGCCCCGGAGGAGCCUCAGGUGCUAAAGGAGACCAGGGCUUCGCAGGUGCUGACGGCCUCCCUGGGGACAAAGGAGAGCUGGGUCCCAGUGGCCCCGUGGGACAAAAAGGAGAGUCUGGCAUUCGGGGGGAGCUGGGCCCCAAAGGCCUUCAAGGACCCAAUGGCACUGGUGGCGUGCAGGGCGUCCCCGGCCCCCCGGGGCCCCUGGGUUUGCAGGGCCCGCAGGGCGUCCCCGGCCCCACCGGGAAGCCCGGCGUUCCGGUAGGUGGCUCACCCACCGGCCACCCUGGCGCUCGGGGGCCCCCUGGGUAUCGUGGUCCCACCGGGGAGCUGGGAGACCCUGGACCCAGAGGAAGCCGAGGCGACCGAGGAGACAAGGGCGCGGCCGGCGCGGGGCAGGACGGACCCGCGGGGGACCAGGGGCUCCAAGGGCCCCCGGGUGUGCCCGGCACCAGCAAAGAUGGCAGAGACGGCGCUCCGGGGGAGCCGGGACUUCCUGGGGACUCUGGCCUUCCGGGUGCUGUCGGGGCUCAAGGCACGCCAGGAAUCUGCGACACUUCCGCUUGCCAAGGCGCCGUCCUGGGAGGGGGCGGGGAGAAGUCCGGUCCUCGGAGCUCCUGAAGGACGGCUGGGCUGUCAGGAAGCGGACGCUGCCUCCCGGGGGCAGCGCACAGCAGCCGUGCCCAGCGGGCCGCUCGCAGCCUGGUCAAUCCGGAGGCUUGCCCGGCCACCUGCCACGGCCCCCAGCUGGUGGCUCGUGGCACACUGCCCGCCCCGCUCGUGGCCAGCCUGCAACGCCUACGCUGUCCGUCCGCUCAGCCAGGACCGUGUGCCUCAGACACAGGCCCAGAGAAGGCCACUGGGAGCCCAGCAUCCGCGAGGGACGAGGUUGCAGCUAGAGAAUCUUGUUCAAUUCCAUGAACACACUCAGUGACUUGUUUACACAGCAUCUGCGUAAAGUCUGUGACACACCCCAAUAAAAUGAUACAUUCAAGUUCCAGAUUAGUAACUGACUAUAGUGUAACACAAAAAAUCGAGUGCACAACAGUCUAGUCUGCUUCGCCUGCUUUGCGG